This is a messenger RNA of Patella vulgata (common limpet), 4446 nucleotides long. Its product is annotated as guanine nucleotide-binding protein G(o) subunit alpha. The record is from RefSeq and is a predicted model, not a curated record. Gene Ontology annotation, molecular function: G protein-coupled receptor binding; GTPase activity; G-protein beta/gamma-subunit complex binding. NCBI's taxonomy places the organism in Eukaryota, Metazoa, Mollusca, Gastropoda, Patellidae. The transcript is spliced from 9 exons. Gene Ontology annotation, cellular component: heterotrimeric G-protein complex. Gene Ontology annotation, biological process: adenylate cyclase-modulating G protein-coupled receptor signaling pathway. Bases 368 to 1450 code for a protein of 360 amino acids.
AGCACGCUUACGGUGAAUCGAUGAUCUGAGUUUUAGCAGACGGCCUGACAGGUUGACAAACUUCUGUUGACACCGUUAUUUGUUACCAAAACAAGUUAACGGUUAUUUUACGUUUCUUGUUGUUCUAUUGUGAAAAUUGUUUACUUGGAAUACUCUAUUAGUUUGUAAUUACAAGUGUCAUUCGUGUGUUGGUUUCCCACACGAGAGGGGAAUAUUAAAGUUGAAGGUAUUUUCUAAAAGUUUUAAACGGGGCAACGCGUGCUUCUUGAUGAAUAAGUUGCGUGAUACUAGUCGAACAGCAACAAGUGACAUUUUAUGAAAAGAGUUGUAUUUUUCUUGUGAUUAUUCAACAUGCGAGAUUCUGACUAUGGGCCUAUGUUUUAGCUUAGAUCACGAGGAAUUAAAGGCCAGAUCAAGAAGUGAAAUAAUAGAUCGAACUUUACAAACAUGGGCCAAGCAGGAAUCGAAAGUCAUCAAAAUUCUAUUACUUGGGGCUGCAGAAGGUGGGAAAAGCACGCUUGUUAAACAGAUGAAAAUAAUCCACAAUGAUGGUUUCUCAAAGCACGAGUUACGUUCAUUUAAGACGGCAGUUCUAGAUAAUCUGGUGAGUUCCAUGAAGUUUGUUUUGACAGGAAUGGGCAUGAUGAGAAUUAAUCUUGAAAACUCCAAAAAUAAGCAAUAUGCCCAGACAAUAUUAGCGUGUAAUUGUUGUUAUGAUAAAGAAUAUCAUGUAAUGUUACCCAAUAUACACGAAGCCUUAAAAUCAUUAUGGAGAGAUAGAGGUGUACGAUUGGCCGUAUCCAAGGGAUAUGAGUUUGAACUAAAUGAUUCUGCUAUAUAUUAUUUUGAAAAUAUGGAGCGUAUUUGUGGUGCCAAGUAUCAGCCAUCUUGUACGGAUGUAUUACGAGCUCGUGUGAGAACAACAGGGGUUAUAGAAACUUGUUUUAAAAUUAAUGAUGGUAUUAUCAGAAUGUUUGAUGUAGGGGGUCAAAGAUCCGAAAGAAGAAAAUGGAUUCAAUGUUUUGAUGAUGUACGAUGUAUUUUAUUUGUUGCGGCGUUAAGUUGUUAUGAUUUAACUUUAUACGAAGAUUCUAGUGUGAAUCGAUUGGUUGAAAGCCUGAAAUUGUUCCGUGGAAUUUGCAAUAACCGUUUUUUUGUCAAUACAGCCAUGAUUUUAUUUAUGAACAAACUGGAUUUAUUUCAAGACAAAAUAAGGAAUUCUGGUCGCCAUUUACGUUAUUUCUUCCCCGAUUAUUCAGGUGCUGAUUAUGAUGUCGAUUCUGCAGCCCGUUAUGUACAACAUUUAUUUAUGAUGCAAAACAAUAAUCCCUCCAAAGUUAUUUAUCCACAUUUUACAACUGCCACGGAUACUAGUAAUAUUCAAGUCGUGUUUCAAGUUGUUAUGGACUCCGUGUUAAGAGAUAAUAUAAAAGCUGUAUCAAUAUUAUAGCAUUGUUUUAAACUGGAGAUCGCUGCAAUAAUAUUAUCAUCAUAACUUCCUAAUGAUCUCUAUGUUGCCUGACAACAACCUUGAAAAUAUUAAAAUCAUGAAGUGACUCUUAAAAUCAAAGUUUAGUGUCACUAGCCAACUAUAAUCAUUUUAUACUCAGUUUCCCCUGUCGACUUUUUAACAGGAAGUUGAUCUCUUAUGUUACCUGGCAACAAAUUCAAAAUGUUGAAAACAUGAAAUGACUUAAAAUCAAACCUUCAUCAAAUUUUAGUGUCACCAACAAUUUAUUAUCACUUUAUGCUGGGUUUUCUCUGAUUAAUUUCUAUCUGGAUAGAAGUUGGUGAAAUAACUCAGACUUUUUGCUGGGUUUCCUCAGAUGAAUUUGUAUCUGGAUAGAAGUUGGUGAAAAAACUCAGUCUUCGGUGUUUAAACCAUUGACUUUGUUUCAAUUUUUAUAGUUCAAAAUUCCGUUUUACUUGUCUUUACUACACUAGGAUCUGGAAGAGUUGUUAUAUAACCCGCGUUCUGGAUGAUGCGAGGGAUUAGCCAAUGAAACGAUCUGUUACGGCAAGUUUUUUGGGGUGAGGUUCACAGAACUUUGGGUGAACCACUAGAAUCGUCAGUGCUGAUUGAUUAAUCAAUGUCUGACGUCAUAAGGUCAAAAGCCGCUCGUAUGACACCUGAUGCAACCUCCCACUACAACCGGUCAGAACUUCAUGCAGUAGAGGCCAUCGAAAGUAUAAAAAACGAAACGAAAUAUAGAUUAAUUCUUUCAUUAGCAAUACCCAACCUCUUAAUCUUUGAUAAAUGAAUCGAAAUGAUAGCAGACACUCCAUCACAUUUCAAAUAUCCGUCACUGAAAAGGAUCAUUAUUUUUACAUCUGAAACAAAACUAGUCAAUCAUAUUUACAUUUCCAUUCAUGUAUUAUUAACGUUAAUAUAAUCAGUGACAUCAUAGCUGUCGGAUUGACGGAGAUACUUAACAAUAGAUUUCUCAUGGUUCGCUGCAACGUAGUGGGCAGAAAUAUAUAUUAAAUAAAAGAAUAAAACAAGGAAGGAAUUUUAUAUAAUGCUUUUUUACAACUUAACAGUUUCAUUAUAUUUACAAAAAUGUAAUAUUUAUUUUUUUAAAAAAUCAUUUUUGAUUUGAAUAUAUGAUAUCUUUUAAAAUAAAGGAGUUGUCCCCACUUCCUGCCCCAUCCCUCCUUAUGUAAUUCAUGUACAUUAAUUAUGGAUUUUGUUUUAGAAUAUCAUAUUAUUUAUUGUUUUAUAAAUAUUGAACUACACAAAAAUUGUCGAUAAAACAUGUUUGUUACUUGUAUUUUCAUGUGUACGUAUUAUGCUGUCGCCUCUGUCCGGCCAUGUAUCUGUGCUUCCACAUAUCCUUAUUUCCUGCAGGUUACAAUUUUUGUCCGAUUCUGACGAAACUUGAAAUGUAGGUUUAUAUCCUAAAGAUCUCGAUAUUGGCAUAUAUCAGACCGCAACUUCAUGGAUUAUGGCCCCCAGUUCACAUUUUCAGCUUGUGGACACACUAAAGGUCACAAUUUUUAUCUGAUUUUGAUAAAACUUAAAAUGUAUGUUAUAACCCGAAGAUCUUGCUUCCUGUAGAUAUUGGCGCAUAUCGGACUGUAACUUCCUGGAUUAUGGCUCCUGAUUAUACGAAAAAUCGCAUUUCUAGAGGUCACAAUUUUUAUCCGAUUUUGAUGAAACGUAAAACAUAUGUAUAUUUCUCAAAGAUCUCAGUCCCUUUUGAUAUUGGCAAUAGGACCCUAACUUCCUGGAUUAUAGCCCCUGAUUGUACGAAAAAUUAUGUUUUUUAGCGUGUGGACCUUUAGGUCACAAUUUUUAUCCGAUUUUGUUGAAACUUAAGAUGUAUGUCCAUAUCACAAAGAUCUAGGUUCCUGUUUAUAUUGAUGCAUGUCGGACCAUACUAUCCUGAAUUAUGGCCCCUGAUUGUACGAAAAGUCGCUUUUUUAGUUUGUUCACUGUCCAUCUCGUACAUUGCAACCACUUCUUGUUGUUAAAAACUAUAAAUGAUUAAAUUUUAACAUUAAUUGUUUUCCAUUAAAAUUCUGUUCUGUUACAGGAAUGUAUUAAAGUUAAAAUAUUCUAUUUAGCUUUUAGUAUUUAAACUAAUUUCUUGUCUGCUUUACUAGUCAUAUGAAAUAAUGUCAAUGGAUUCAGAUUUUUUAAACAUAAAAAUAUUGUCAAUGUUUAUUUAAUUGAAUUCUCAAUAUUCCUUAACGAUCUUCAAAAAGUGCAGUUUCUCAUACCACACUGUAUAGCAUAUGCCCUUCUACAUUAGCCCAGUCGAUGCAAAACAGUAGAUUUUCAAAAUGUGUCGAAAGGCCACAUACACAGCCUUUUAAAGAAAGAUCUCAGAAGAAUACCCUCAAAAUAGAUAAAACUAAAUCGAAGUAUACAAACAUCAACUGUUUUUGAUACUUAUGCAUUUAAUUAUAUCACAUGAUACAGGUUACUUAAAGAUCAUCGUUUGAUGCAGCAGCUACACGUAACUACCGGCCUGUCCAACCUCGGCUACUCCUUUGAGUAUACAGGUCACAAUUCUAUGGAAACAAUUACUGCUUAUUACUGAGCGAUGUUUCGACACGUUUCGGAUUAACGUGUUAUUGAGUCAAGUGGCUUGUUUUUGAUUUCCCACUUGUACGUGCCAGGAUGUAAGCCUUACAUUGUAAGGUCACCUGUUCUCCAGUUUCUUCCCACUUCUAACUAAAGACCCCUACAUGCCAACAAAUUAUUAAAAUAGAAUUAACCCAUGUUAGUCUUGAAAUUACCUAUUUUGUGUUGUGUGGACACUAGACCCCAUUCUCUCUCUUUUGGACCAUAAAACAUAUUUUUAUAAAUUUUUAACAUUAAGAUAUCAUUCAGAACUUGUAUUUUUAUGGCCUUUUUGUAUAUUUAUUUAAUAUUGUUGAAUGUAUGAUAUUGUACAUGUAGUUUGUUAAUAUAUUUGUAAAUAAAUAAAAAGAUUUAAA